AUGAGAGCUUGGGGGUACGUCCACCGCAAGAACAACCAGGACGUAUAUUACGAUGGACACGAAAGACAAGACGUUGUUCAGUAUUGCCAUGCUUGGGCAAUGCGAAUGAUGGGAUACAAACAAUGUAUGUCAGACUUUACUGGGGAAGAUGAAGAAAUUGAGGUGACCCCUCUUCUUUUGGAGAACCAGAAGAAGCUGGUUAUGGUGACCCAUGGCGAGUCCACCUUUUAUGCCCAUGAUGGAAAGGUGGACAUGUGGCUUGAGGAAGGUGAAAGCCACAUCCGCAAAAAAGAUCAGGGAAGAUCUCUGAUGGUCAGCAAGUUCCAGUGUGCUUGUCAUGGCACUAUGCGAGUGAAGGGAUGGGUCUCCCGCAGAAUAUUUAACGUUGGGACAGCAUAUGAUGAUGCCUUGGUUGCCACCCGCAUGGUUCUAAAGCCAAAGAUCGUUUCUGAAAAUGACAUGUUCAUUUUCAAAGAUACAACAUUUUUGAGGGAUGGGCAUAUCAUCUCUCAAUCGUUUUAUGAGACAGUCUUUGAAGCUGGAAGGAAAGGAAAGGGGCCGGUGGAGAAGAGACAGUUUGUUGGCAUCCAGCAGAUCCUUCAGGAGCGUGGACUAAGAUGGAGAAUGGACUGCAAUGGAGAAGAAGCAGAGAACCACUGUUGCUGUGCCCGCCACCUCUUGGCCUCUCAGCCCGACUUUUCUGAACAGAAGACAGCUAUUCAAGAGGUGGUGGAAGAGGCGGGUCACAUAUUUGAGCUGUACCCCAAGUUCCAUUGUGAAUGCAAUUGGAUCGAGCGUUAUUGGGGUGCAGCCAAACGUGUGGCUCGCCUAAACUGCGAUUAUUCUUUCAAGUCGUUAGAAAAGAAUCUCCCAUCUUUCUUGGACAGUGCCUCUCCUGUGGCUGGUUCUCCUUCCAUAAUCAGGAGAUUUUAUAAAAAGACUUGGAGAUAUAUUGAAGCUUACAGCAAGUUUUUGGAUGCUAAGGAUGCUGAUGCUGAGAUGAAGAAAUUCACCUCAAGAAUCAGUAAAUCUCACCGCAGCAUUGGCAUCCAUGAUUAA
Messenger RNA from Phycomyces blakesleeanus NRRL 1555(-), 1059 nucleotides. RefSeq lists its product as hypothetical. The record is from RefSeq and is a predicted model, not a curated record. NCBI's taxonomy places the organism in Eukaryota, Fungi, Mucoromycota, Mucoromycetes, Mucorales, Phycomycetaceae. The coding region runs from base 1 to 1059 and encodes 352 amino acids. The transcript is spliced from 3 exons.